Pestalotiopsis fici W106-1 is the source of this 2853-nucleotide messenger RNA. RefSeq lists its product as uncharacterized. Gene Ontology annotation, molecular function: ATP-dependent chromatin remodeler activity; ATP binding. Lineage: Eukaryota; Fungi; Ascomycota; Sordariomycetes; Amphisphaeriales; Sporocadaceae. The record is from RefSeq and is a predicted model, not a curated record. The coding region runs from base 1 to 2853 and encodes 950 amino acids. The transcript has 11 exons.
AUGGUGGACUUAAAACGAUUGUUGAAUGACGAUACACCAGAUUAUCAUCAUUCGAGGCCACGGCUUUAUGGGCAAGAUGUUGACUUGGCUUGGAACCACUAUCCGGUAGGCGGAAGUAGUGAUGGUGUUGUUGAUUUCACCGACCUUCUCAGUAGUUUCGGCGACGCCUCACUGGAAGGACCGUUAGACUUUGAUUUUGGUGCAGAAAACUUGAACAAUUUUCAGGAAUGGGCCGACGACCACGCAGAGAUUACUGGCGAGCCCAGUUCAUCGUCCCCUAGUGACUUUGACACUGCCAUGAGCAACAAUACACCUGGUCCUUCACAAGAGUCCAGCACGGCCAGGGAAAGAGCAGGCUUGAAUGACUGCGAUGUCUGUUAUGGAAUGCUGUACAAUGCCGAUGUCAAGGUCGCCGGGGACAUGGCUCUCCUGGACGAGAAAUUGAAGCCAACACAAACAACGACACGUAAUCAUCGGUUCAAAUUAAAGGAUUCGGGAGACCACAUCCAAUUGAACUUCUCCGAUGGAACAGAACUUGGAAUAUUGCGCACGAACCUGUUGAAAGGGCUUAGCAGUCUGCUUGGGUUACCCCAGUUACACUUUGAGGCUGUAGCGGAUACCGGCGUCAUUCGAGACACAAUCGGUCGGGUUACCAAGGCUUCUGAUGCGCUUGUGAGGGUCAACAUCAACAUCUAUGGCCCUCCCGACCAGGCCGAUCAUAUCGGGUCGCAGCUUUCUGAGCACAAACUGUGGUUGCAAAAGCCAGAGCAGCCCAUUGCACAUGUCGUAUACAAGAACCCUCACAUUUUGGAGUUUGAAGACCUAGACCUCAGUUCGAUCGAUCAGACAAUCAACCCAGUUGAGAGUGGCAGCAGGCCAGUACCACGGACUGCAGAAGAACACCUCCGCAGAACUAUGGAUGAAGUGUAUAGCUCGACGAGGAGGCAAAAUGAGCUUACGCGAAGAGCCGUCAGUGGACGCAUCACGACUUCCAUGCUCGAUCAUCAGAAAGAAGCGCUCGAAUUCAUGACGCAGAGGGAGACGGGCGAAAUCAGUGACGAAUUUCGGCUUUGGAGAGAGGUUGUGGUUAGGGGAGAAACCAAGUAUCAACAUGAGAUUACCAAAGCCCAAUCGCGACUCCGGCCCGAUGAGAAAGGGGGAGGCAUCUUGGCGGAUGAAAUGGGCAUGGGUAAAUCCCUUUCUAUACUCUCUCUGAUUGUAGACACUCUUGAAAAGGGGCAGAGCUGGGCCGAAAAUAGGAGAUCCGAGGACCGGACUGGUCCCUUAAAGGAUCACACUCGAUCCACACUAAUUGUAGUAUCUUCUGCACUUCUCAUCAACAAUUGGUGUAACGAGAUUCAAGAACAUCUUGAAAACUCGCUAAAUGUAAUUCGGUAUCAUGGCCCAAAUCGUCCCAAAGAUAAAACUGGACUGGACAUUCUGGUCGAUUCGGACAUUGUCAUUACCACGUACAAUACGCUUGCAAAGGAAUGGAGCACACCUGGGCGCGAAAAGUCUAGCCUAUUGCACAGCAUCGAAUGGUUUCGAGUGGUACUUGAUGAAGCCCAUAUUAUUCGCCGUCAAGCCACCACCUUCUAUAAGACCUGUGCUGCCCUCGAAGCGGACUCAAGAUGGUGUCUCACGGGCACACCCAUUCAAAAUAAGCUAGAAGACAUUGGUGCAUUGUUUUGCUUCAUCAAGGCGAGACCAUUCCACGACAUGCGACAAUUCCGGAGUUCAAUCGUCAUCCCUUACGAACAAAGCGAAGACGCGACUGCAAUCGAGAGGUUGGUCUUAUUGAACGACUCGCUUUGCCUACGUCGAACCAGGGAACUUAUAGACCUUCCUGAAUUGAAAGUUGAAGUUCGCGAAUUGGACUUCAACGAGGCAGAGAGGAAACAGUAUGAGAAGACCAAGGCAACGCUUCUGCGAAAAUUAAAGCAAAAGGUCGGCGAGCACGAGCAAACCAGCAAGUUUGGCCUUUUCCAAGUGCAGCUGCAACUUCGCAUUCUAUGUAACCACGGAACCUUUCAGAAGCACUUUUCCUGGGUGAAUAGUCAACGCGAUGCCAAUGAGGCGAUCCUCUCGAGCGGAGCAGGGAACGCCCAGAUCAACUGCAACGGCUGCCGCUGGCCCAUGCCGGUGCUAGGCUCAAACAAGGUCUACAGAGAAUUCGUAGAAAAUUGCAAGCACGUCUUGUGUUUGGACUGUCUUGAAGAGGCUGCGUCUUCUCAAGGGGCCGAGGGCACUCAGAGGCACUGUCCAUUGUGCAACACACCCCAAGCAGUGGCCGCAAAGAAUGCGACAAGAUCACACAACAACACAACUCGUCGAGGAGAAGAUGGCGAGCUGGAUGAUUUGGAUUAUUUCAAUAGUAAUGGCCAUUCGACAAAGAUGGAUGUCUUGAUCCGCAACGUCAGGACCGAUUUGGACCAGACAAAAAGUAUCAUAUUUUCAUGCUGGACCCGUACACUAAACCUGGUCGAGAGGCAUCUCAGGCUGGCAGGCAUCUCUUUUUCCCGUAUUGACGGCGAAUGCCCCUUGUCAAGGAGACAGAAGAUUCUUGACGACUUUCGACAACCUACGGGUGAUCGGAUCCUUCUCAUGACGACGGGUACGGGUGCAUUUGGGUUGAACUUGACCUGCGCAAACCGCGUAUUCAUUGUUGAGCUACAGUGGAAUCCGAGCGUCGAGAGCCAGGCAAUCGCAAGAGCCAUCCGACUGGGUCAGAGUCAGCAUGUCAAGGUGAUACGAUACAUUAUGAACGAUAGUGUGGAACAGGAAAUGCGAUCCCAGCAGAAGCGCAAGUUGAACAUGGCCAAAAAGGGGUUUGAUGAUGAAAUGGAGCAGUAG